CCUGCGCGUUCAGUACUUGUAGGUGUGUGGAGAACGACAACGCCGGGACCGGAACACACCUGAGGUUCCCGGGUCAAUAGAUCACCUUGUUUAUGGUUGGAUUACAAAGCAAGGAGCCAUGUGUCUUGGAGGAAAGAUUGACAACAUCAAGUAUUUGAUGUACGCAUUCAACAUUUUGUUCAUGGUCCUUGGCCUCGGCUUAAUAGGCUUUGGGAUAUGGCUCCGUCUUGGCCCAGUGACCGGCAAAUACAUAGAUGAAGCGUACAAUUUCAAUGCAUUGUACAUACCAGCUUAUGUCUUCAUUGCCAUCGGUGCCGUGAUGUUCGUGAUUGGGAAUAUCGGAGUCUGUGGUGCAAUCAGAAAGAAACAGCAACUCCUUAUAGUGUUCUUCAUAAGUUUGUUCGUCUUCUUUGCCAUUCUUCUUGUGACUGGAAUUAUCGUCUUAACUCAAAGGAGCCCAUUACGGGAUGCGUUCCGUGAUCACCUACAGAGCAAAGUCAAGGCGUUUAAUAACCAAGAUGCCCAAACGUAUAUGGACAAUUUUCAGAAUACAUUUAACUGCUGUGGAGGAGAAAGAGGUGUUUUCGAUUAUCGCAUCAUAAACAUAACCACGGACAACUGUACACCAGAGAAUCACUACAAGCCUUGCGCUGACGAGUAUAUAAAACAGUUGACCCCCGACGUUGUCCUGACGAUCGGAGUCGCCUUCGGUGCUGCUGCUGUUAUGGUUUUAGGAAUGAGUUUGUCGUUGAUAUUCAGCUGUGUAAUACGGAGGGCAGGAUAUUGAUGGAACACAGAGGUCGAGAGAAGAACAAUGACUUGGUCUUUGACGAAGUCGUCAGGCAACAACAGUUGUGUUAGACUGGUUCAUUUCUGGAACAUUACUUCCAAUAUCAUAAUUUCUGCAACCAGAAACGAACACCUACUGACACAUAACAUGUUUGAAACAGUGGACUAGUGACACGUCAGCAAUAUGUUAGUCACAGUAGUUUAAUGAUUUGGGUCAACUUCACUCACAUUUAACUUUUUUAAAGAGCGAAAUAUCACUAAUAUUUGUUCUCACGUCUGAAGUUUUGCUCUUAUUUUGAGUUCUAGGUACAAAACAUCCAUUUGUAUCAUUGUUGUAGCGCUAUAUAUAUUAAACUAGAUAAUAGUAAUAUUCAUCAUUGCCCCCAGAGCAAACAUUUCACUCGUGCUGUUGUUAUGGAGUGUCCAGGUUGUGUAAAUAUAUCUAUGGUCAUGUGGUGACUUAGCUCAGGCUGAACGCAAUAAUGGAAAAAUACGGUACUUACAAUUCUGAAAUAGUCAUAAGAUCUUAUGGCUUUUUAUGCAGUUAUUAACUGUGAUUACAAAGGUUUCGCAGUGUCAUCGACAAUGCAAUAUUCAAGCAAUUGCGAAAGCAGUAAAUAUUUUAAACAAAAUACACAGACAAUAGAAAACCAUAAAUUAAACCAUGGAGGUAUUUUAUGUAUUGUGACAGGGCCAUCGCGACCAUUGACAUUUUUCUGUGCAUGUAUUGAUGUAUGUUGUGUAUUGAAAUAAAAUGUUUUUCCUUAGAA
This is a messenger RNA of Haliotis rubra (blacklip abalone), 1559 nucleotides long. Its product is annotated as CD9 antigen-like. Bases 119 to 787 code for a protein of 222 amino acids. The record is from RefSeq and is a predicted model, not a curated record. Lineage: Eukaryota; Metazoa; Mollusca; Gastropoda; Lepetellida; Haliotidae. Gene Ontology annotation, cellular component: membrane. The transcript has 7 exons.